AUGGAGGCGGCUGUGGGGGUUGUGAGGGCCGAGGAGGUCGUGUUGACGGAGGAGGCGAUCCGGGAGAGGUGCCGGCUCCCUCACCGCCCUCUGGCUGAUGUUCGGUCGCUGUCUAUUCCUGGAACUUAUCGAGAAAAGAUUACUCACCUAGGGAAUUCUUUGAAGAAUUUUACUCGACUAAAGUCCUUGGAUCUUUCUCGCAAUUCAUUGGUUAGUCUAGAGGGCAUUCAGCAUUUAACGGCCUUAGAAAACCUGAAUCUCUACUACAACAACAUAUCCUGCUUAGUGGAAGUUUUCCGACUUCAAACCUUAACCAGACUCAAAGAUGUGGACUUUCGCCUGAACCCCGUGGUUAAGAAUGAAUCUGAUUAUCGUCUUUUUGUCGUACAUAUGCUUCCCAGCCUCAGGCAGUUAGACGACCGUCCGGUGAGAGAUAGUGAACGGAAGGCUUCUCUCUUACAUUUCACUUCGGACCAAGCAUAUGAGUUCAAGUGUCCUUCUCCGGCGGCGGUGGGGACCAACGUCGAAAGUCGAUCUGGUCAUCCCAGAACAAAGUACAUCAGUUCCAUGUCAAAGAAAUGCACGCUAAUGGAUGAAGACGAUGAAGCGGUUCUAAACCUAAUUGCCAAGUGUGAAUGGGAUUUAAGUAAACCUCCUGGAAUCACAGGCUCAAGUAAAGGAGACUGCGAAGCUGAAUUUUAUAGUUUGCAGGGUUCUAGAGGUGCGCUCAGUCCCAAUUUAGGCCAGCAUCUUGCCAGCGAUGCUUUUAAACAAGGCCGGGAGAAAAAGAAAAUGACUGUCCCCGUGGGACUUUCGGAUGAGAAGCUGACAGGCUAUCACCGCAAGGAUCCCAACUUGAAGUUUGAAGAUGAGAUCGAAGCUUAUCACAGGUGUUUGCCUCAGGUUUAUUUCACCCCGCAUCCAGAGUCUCAAGGAACAGAUGAGCCAUUCAUAUCUUCUCAGAAGACGGUUACGCCCGCCCAAAAGAUCUUGAACACAUUAGUUCUUUCUGGACUCCAGAGCCGAAGGGGCCAACCAGUUCCGAAAGGGCAUUAUCAGGAGACUCUGGAUCGAAGCAAUGAACUCUCUAAUGCUGAUGACAGCGUAGCUCAACAAGAAGUCUUGGGGAGGGACGGAAAUAGAAACUCUUCUAACGCUCACGGAGCUGAGUCUGGAGAACAGAGGCUGAAGAACAUAAACACAGUCGCCAGAGCGGCGUCUCCCAGUUGCCAUUCAGGCGUUCAGCCAGUGAGCAAAGAUGCGAACGAAGCUACACCCUUAGAGGGUCUUUUGGACUUAGUGGACAGAUACUGGAAUGGUUGCAAGUCACUGCACUGCAAUGAGAAAUUCCUGGGUCAGGCAAGGCGUAUUUUAUCAGCCGCACAAGCAUCUGUAAAUAAUCAGGAGACUCAAGCAAUCAUCGAAGAAAUCAACAACCUGAUUUUAGAAAAGAAAGCACUGAAACACCACCUGUCUGAACAAGACAAGCUGUACAACACGAAGAUCGAUGGGCUGGUGUUGGAACUAACUAAUGCCCAUAAAGAAAUGGAUGCCUUGAAACACCACUUGGACCAGUCACUGGAAGAGAACAAGAAUUUAAAAAGACUUUUGCUAAAUGCGGAACAAGAUACCAAGAACGCAGACACGUCGGCUACCCUAAAUUUGCAGAUUACUGAGCUUCAAAACCACAAUAAGCAGCUAGCUCGUGAGCUUAGCAGCUUGAAAGAACACCUUCAGCACUACGACAAGAUUCAGGAGCUCACACAGUUGCUGCAGGAAAGUCACAGCUCUUUGGUCUCUACUAAUGAGCAUCUCUUGCGAGAACUAACGGAGACCCAGCGGCAGCACAGGACCGAAGUAGAGCAGCUCUGUUGGAGCCACAAUCAAUUCAAAAAGACGGUAUUGCUGGACCCUCCUCGCCCUUCUCUGACCUGAAUGGCCAGCGGAAGCCGGAAACCUCAGGGACCAACAGGCCUCGGGUUCCAGCGACGCGCGGAGGCUGCUCUUAAUUGAACAAUUUUCGUACCUCUAUUUAUUUCAAAUAAUAGUUAA
Molecule: messenger RNA, 2052 nt
Organism: Tachyglossus aculeatus (Australian echidna)
Lineage: Eukaryota; Metazoa; Chordata; Mammalia; Monotremata; Tachyglossidae
Gene: CEP72
Product: centrosomal protein 72
Exons: 12
Coding region: 1-1935 (644 amino acids)
Molecular function (GO): protein binding
Source: RefSeq, a predicted model, not a curated record